Haliotis rufescens (red abalone) is the source of this 6562-nucleotide messenger RNA. Its product is annotated as glypican-6-like. The record is from RefSeq and is a predicted model, not a curated record. Lineage: Eukaryota; Metazoa; Mollusca; Gastropoda; Lepetellida; Haliotidae. Gene Ontology annotation, cellular component: cell surface; plasma membrane; extracellular region. Gene Ontology annotation, biological process: regulation of protein localization to membrane; cell migration; regulation of signal transduction. The transcript has 8 exons. The coding region runs from base 395 to 2188 and encodes 597 amino acids.
ACAUAAGUGUAAGCGCUGUCGAAGCUAAUGUUGUUACAUGAAACAUGUUCAAGUAUAUAUGAUGCACAUACUUCCUUUUUCUAUUGUAAAAUAGAAUAGUCAUCAUUUACUGCAUCUCUUUAAUGCUGUAGGUUAUUGCCGCAGGAGGAAAAAGGAACAGCUGAACACAAACAUUGUUACAAAGCUCGAGCUUUGUACGACGGGGAGAUUGUGUACGAGUUUCUUGGAUUUCGGAGAACCUGUGACAAGAUCUUCUUGAAUAUGUCGUGUGUUUCAACGGAUUCUAGUGGGAUGUGGUCAUGAUCAAUACGAAUUUGUUGAUUAGGAGGUAGCAAAGUCGAAACCGAAGAUUCCACGACCCUUCAAUUCCCCGGCACACAUUUGGAAGUAAAAAAUGGCCGCCGAAGGACACCAGGCCUUCAGUAUUUCGUGGUGUAUUCGUGCCAUUGCACUAUGGCUUCUACUCAGUUAUGGACACUGCUUCGAAAUGGCUUGUAUAGAAGUGAAAAGAGCGUUCACGGAAAAGGGUUUGGAUGGGGAUCAAGUUCCCUUGCGUCCCGUUACAGGAGCCUCCCUGGAGAUCUGCCCGAAGCAGCAGACAUGUUGUACGAAGGAGAUGGAGGAGAAGCUCCAGAGUCUCAGCAAGAAGGACCACACCAGGCAGCUGGAGGAGGCCUACAAGAUCAUCAGGCUCACCUUCUCGUCACGCACACGCAAGUUUGAUGAAUUUUUCACGGAAUUGUUGGAUAAUGCCAGAAGAGAUCUACACGAAAUGUUUGUUAAAACAUACGGACUGCUAUACCAACAAAAUGCACACAUAUUCACAGAUCUGUUUGAUGAUCUGAGGGGAUACUACAAGGGCAAGGACAAAAACUUAAAGGACGUUAUGGAUAACUUUUUCAGCAGACUUUUACAGAAAAUGUUUGAACUUAUAAAUACUCAAUACGCCUUUGACGAAGAAUAUAUGGCGUGUGUCACAGAUCGCAUGGAUGAAUUAAAACCAUUCGGGGAUGUACCUGCGAAGUUGUCCAUUCAAGUAAGGAGAGCAUUCAUCGCAGCUCGAACAUUUGUGCAGGGACUUGCGAUUGGACGGGAUGUCAUCAUGAACGUCAUGGAGAUACCCGCCACGGAUCAGUGUACCCGAGGGCUGAUGAAGAUGAUGUACUGCCCGCACUGUCAGGGGUUGGUCAGCACCAAACCCUGCAACAACUUCUGCCUCAACACCAUGAAGGGCUGCCUCGCCUACCAGGCCGACAUCAACAAUGUGUGGAACGAGUAUAUUGAUGCCAUGAAGAUGCUGGCAGGUCGUCUUGAAGGGCCGUUCAACAUUGAAUCUGUCGUGGAUCCGAUCGAUGUCAAAAUAUCCGACGCCAUCAUGAACUUGCAAGAGAAUGGUCAACAAGUCUCUGCCAAGAUAUUUGCUGGUUGUGGUACCCCCAGACUCGGUCGCAGGAAACGUGAAGCCGAGAACUACGAAUACACCUUUGAAUUCAAACCCAAUCGAGCAGCUGCACGCCCAACGACAGCAGCUGGCACCAGCCUGGAUCGACUUGUACGAGAUAUUAAAGAACGUGUCAAAAUGGCAAAGGACUUCUGGGUACAACUUCCCUACACCGUGUGUAACGAUGAAAACAUCGCAGCUUCACCGAUGAAUGACAACGACUGCUGGAAUGGACAAGACCGAGCAAAAUACAUACCUAAUGUCCAGAAGGAUGGAGUGACCAAUCAAAUCAACAAUCCAGAAGUGGAAGUGGACGUUACCAAGGCCAACACAGUUGUAACCAAUCAAAUCAUUCAGCUUCAGCUUAUAACCAAUCGUCUCAGGAGUGCAUUCAAUGGACUUGAUGUUGAUUGGAUUGAUACAGAUAUCGAUGGCAUGAGUGGCAGCGGCAGCGGCGGCGGUGAUGAUGAUGAGGACACCCACGGCAGUGGUUCAGGAGGCGGUUACGACCCACCUUCCAUCGGCGAUAACAUCGACAUUGAUAAUAUUCCCAAAUCGAAUGGUGGCAGGAGGAAAACAACAAAGAAACCGCCACCCAGUGUCAACGGAGGGAAACCAAGGAAGCCGACGAGGCCCAGCGACCCCACGACGCCGGAUGACUCAGGCUCUGUGGUGUAUACCGUUUCAGUGUUUACGUUAGUGAUGGUGAUGGGAGGACAGGUAGUGCUUCAAAACUUGUGGUGCUGAGGAGGACUCUUCUGCAAAUCCUGACAGAAUUUUCGAUUAUUUUGGUUGUCAAAAAAUCCACAACAAACGAAAGCAAUACUGUCAACAUUGUGCCUAAACUAUUGUGUCUGGUGCUCUGUACGGGCGGGUGUGACGUACGGACAUUUGUACGGAUAUCGGGCGUCAAUCUGGACAUUCUAUGCUGGGUUGGUUGUAGGACGUGAUAGCGAGGACCCCUUCUCAUUCAAGUGCUAAGUGAUUGAGUUGACUAUAAGGGCUGAAUUGCGAAGAUCAAAAGGUGCGCCAAAAAUGUACAAAAUCUGGAUAAAUUUAAACAACAUUGUGCUGUGAAUAUUUUUCCAAUUUUUUUCGAGUCCUAGAUUGUCCAUGUGUUAUUAUUCUAGAUGACCGUGUAUAUGUGACGUUAUAGGACUAGCCGUUUAUUAUGCAAAUGAGGCACAAACCAAUAAUGUGAGUGAUGUUUGGGAUUGCAACGAAGAUGUUGUCGAUUACGAGGAGUAUGGUUGACCCAAGUCCACCACUGCAGAUGACGUUGAUGGCGUAGCCCUAAUGUGGAGGAUGACAGAGAACUGUGGUCACACAAUUCUGCCGUUUUCCUAACGACUUACUAAGACAAUCAUCUUCCUGGUUGUACAGUGUGUUAGUUACCAACUGGUGUAUUAAAAGGCAAGCUCUUCCAACCAAUCUACUGACAAACAGCUACAUGUGGAAAUACUUCUACAGGGGAGAACAACGGAACAGCCAACUACCUCUGACUAUUCUCAACUCAUUAGUCCUAUUGAACUACUCAGUCAAUUAAGAUCAAAACGAAACCCAUCGGAGCUUGCCUGGCGCACAGAACCAGUUAGACUUGGCCACAAGACCUCAUGUUUCGAAAAGGGCAUCUAUGUUUCCAUGGCAACCUGUGUCCAUGGUAACAGGGGAUUAAGUUGCUAUAUACCCCACCACAUUUCUACAACAAUGAUAACUUACCUCAAAGGGGGUGGGGAGCAUUUAUGUAAUGCCGAGACCAUACAUUUAUUUCAUAUAUGUUUAUUAGUUUCUUAAAUGGCUUUACAUGUAUGUUUUGUAUGUCAAUGAAGACCACACACAAAAAAAUCGGGUAAUUUGCAUUUUUUAUCCCUUUUAAUUUUACAACCUGUUAUGAUAAUUCAAAUCCUGAGGAGUUAAACAGCAUUAAAUUGUUAAAAGAAUGAGUUUUUAAAUCCUAAGGUAUAUUUACCUAUGUAUUGUUCUUGUAUGUAUAACGUGUAUAGUACCUAUAGUAUUCAAGGUAAUGUGAAGGUGUCCGUGUGUAUGGAGGUAGGUUUAUGAUAUUAUACCCAUGUGGGGUGUCACGAUACACGUAACUCUCCAAACAAUCCAUGUCACAAAUAGUCGUGGCGUGAUUGCACCUCGGUCUAGUUGCAGAGUCAACAAGAUUUAUCUAAGGUCACUUUCACAAGUCAUGACACUCUGAAUUAAAUUUAAUAUGAUCGAAAAAUGCCUAUGACAAAAAUUAAAAAAAAGAUUUGUAAAAUUGAAUUUUUUGCUUUCAUAUUUUUUUGAUUGAUGAAAGAAAAGAAAUAGGAUGGUUAUAGAAGUCGACAAUAUUUUGGAUCGUGGCGCCCCUACGGCCAUCAUACAAGUGAAAUGGAACCUUUGCUACCGGGUAUUAUGGUAACAAAUCAUAUAGGGUCAUUCUUUAAAUAAUUGGUUCACAGAUCUACUGAAAAAGAAAUACGAUCGAUAAAAAAUUCAUUGGAAAGGCCUUGAAAUCCACCUUAUGUAUACUUAUGUGUUCAAAACAUGGAAUACAUUAAAGAGUUAUGGAACACUGAACACAUUGUCAUUAUAUAAUUCUAAGAGAAAAACUGAAAUGUCAUAACCUACCUGACCUGGAUUUUGCACACAAAAAAUCUGUAAACCAAUUAUUUAAAAAAAUUAAGGCCUAAAUAAGUAAUAUGUAAGAAAAUUAAAAUCCUUUAGAAAUGCCAGUUAAACAGGUCAAUUAAAAUCUUGUGUUUCAGGUAAUGUGUCAUUGAUGGUUCAGCAGAUGGGUUAAAGACGAUUAGUAAUAUUACAUGUUACAGGUGUAAUAAAAUGCUUCAGGUUGCAGGUGUUAUGACUGGAGAUUUACGUUACCUGAACCACAAAUGACUAAAUCGUAACCAGGCAUUCAUUGUGACUAGUUUCAAAGUAUAAGUUGAUUGUUUGUAACCUGUCAUCAUUAGCUACUUGAUUGUGUAUACAGAUUGUGGAGCAUGGUUUUGUAAUGUGUACUACACUAUGCUAGAAUGAAGUCCAUAGAUAGGCAAAACUUGCUACAUGUUGAUUAAAAUUUAGCAAGGGAACAUGUCAAAAGUUCUUUUGUCCUAAAAUUGAACAAGGAACUGUGUCAAAGCUGUUUUUUUGUCAUGAAAUUAAAAAGGGAAUGUGUCAAAAGUUCUUUUGUCAUUUGCACACUUAAAAAGCAUUUUAUGAGCAAAAAAAGAAGACAUAAUAUGUGUACAGGACGAUAAGUGCCUUCAUCAUUAAAAAAGUGGGUCAAGUUUAACCAAGUGUUGGUAAAUAGUAACAAGAUAUAUGGAGCAAUAGAAUUGUAUGCUUUGAUAGCCAGUCUUGUUUUCGUUUGAGAAAAAUAUUAUGUGAACUUUUGAUAAAGUCCCUGUGCAGUUUUACUCAACAGAAUGAUAUGUUCGACUUUGAAGAAGCAGCUCCCGAGAGGUGGCCAUAGCUUGGAGCCGUUUUAAUAUUGUAUACUUACUAUGAGACUAUUUUGUACAAAGUCGAUGUGUUGAGGAGAUACAGAUCUAAUCACUAGAUAGUGUUUCCAAUGUUCAUGUAUUCUGUGUCAUGUUUAUUUAAGUAUUCUGAUAGACAAUGUUUCCACUGCUCCGAAUGAAAGCACUAUAUGUUCAUUAAAUAUUAUCCUCUUUUUUUCAGAAUGACAAUUUCCCGAAAUAGACUUUUAGUGGGAAUUUUCCACUUUAUAUGGCGAUUGUCGGACAUGUUUAAAUACUUUCUUUGAAUGUUAUACACUGGAAGUGUUUUGGAAAAUGGUUUACAAAGUCAAAGGUUUUUUGAUAAUUUUUAUUUUUAAUCAAAAGUUUCUUAGGAGAAAUUUUUAUGCUGAUUGAUUAUAGAUGCCAAAAAUUAUAACAAUAAUUUAAUUCUAUUAUUUAUAUAGUGUUUACAAUAUAUGGGAUUUAUAAGGGGAGGUAAAAAGAAUGUCCCCCCUCUAAGCAAGGGAGGUGAAAGGAAUGGCUUGUUAGUCUGAAUGUCAUUGACUGGUUUUGAGGAAGAAAACCAGUCAUUUGUUGUUUAUGAGUGACGCUUGUUUGUACAGUGGCUUUGUAUAUGGAUAUAUCUAUCAAUAAUGACAGUGUGCUACCAAACAUAGACUAUAGACCUUGUAGACAAUCUAGAUAUUGUCUCAAGUCAAUGUAAACUUACAAAGAAUUAUUUAAACAUUGAAAGGGGUGUCUUUUAGUUUUGAAAUUGUCACUUUAAUUUCCAAUGUUUAGCAUAUGUCAUUGUAAGGCACAGGUGAAGAGCUUGAAAUAGAUUUUUAAUGUUAUAUUCCACCCCUUUUUGUUGUUCUGAAUGUAAGUGACUCACAUGGAACAUGUACGUCUUGUUUAGAACAUGUGUAUAUUUCACACUACCAUGUAAGGUUGCUCUUUGUACACCAGAAUUGCCAGAUCAUAAAUCAAAUAAAAUUGUUCAGGGUAAAUUUGCUGUACGUGAUGGCAACAAGUGUACGGAGGUGAUAUGCUGGCUUGGAUUGUCAUGAUGUUAAUUAGAUCCUACACAAUGGUCGUAACCCUCUCAGAUCUUGUCUCGAUCUUGAAUGUACUACCAGAUUAUUUGUCUCUCUCUCUUAAACUGCCUUCUUGUAUUCAACCCUUUUGGAAAUAUAUUUAAUUAUGUCUACCGUCGGUGGAUGACGAAUUCUUUGUUUAUAUAUUCUUUAAUGUUUUAAGAGGAGUGUUUUUGCCCCUCAUUUAACAAAGGAUAUAGGUCACCAUAUAGGACCAGAAACUCAUCAGUUGUCUCCCCUUUCUUCAGACCAAAUUUGAAGUUUACAGCUAUCAAAGUGCAUACGAGUGCCACCUUAUAAUUGAAAAAUGGGAGAUUAACACCUUACGGAUUCUGUUUUGUUGAGGUUCUGACUAGCAUCCUGACAACUUGCUAUAGCAUUAACCCUUUAUGUAUUAAGACUAUUGCUGUCAAAAGAGACAGGUCUCCACAUUGUCUUUUUUAUGCCAUGUUGUUAGGAGACAUGCUUUAGUUGGUCUAAUUUUCUAUCAUAACAACAGGACACCAAUAGCCCACCAUUCAAGUGCAGUCAUGUAUAUGAACCAUUUGGAAUAAACAAAUUAUUUAUGAUUA